GCGCCGCUCACAGGAGCAGGGAGCCAGGCGCCGUUAGGAGAGCAGAUUAUGAAGCGGCACUCCAGCAACGGCAGUCUCCUCUCAUUGUCUCAAUGGCUGCACACGCAUUCCUCCUGUGCUCCAUCGCCUUGCUGUCUGCUCUUAGCCGGCCUGCUAUCGCUCUCUCUGAGGAUGAGCUGCAGCCUGGACUCACCUACGAUGAAGUGCCUGAAAUCUUGGACAGAAGCAAAGAGAACCCCAAACAAGCGACAAGAGUCACAUCAAGUCAGGACGGCGAGUAUGGCUUAGAAAGUGAAGAGGUCAUUUUGACGCCUGAAGAUGAAAACCCACUCAGGAGAAUACUGCAGCCUUUCAGGUGGCACCAUGCAGGACUGUCUCACAGUAAGAGGAAAUUGCUCCAGUCGCUGAUGGGCCCUUACGGGCCCCUGAGUGUGUCCUACAAUGGAAAGACGUGCAUUCUGUUCAAGGCAAAGCGCCUGGCAAUCCGCUACAGGAACCACACCUUCAUUGAUCUGACUGAGCGAGUGUUCAAUCCCAACUCCCCUGUGGACACCAAAGGAUCCAUCUGCACCAAGGAGAAGGCCACGCUUUCAUUAAAGUUUGGUGAUGUGGAGGACUUGCGAGGUCUAGUAAUCAGGCUUCAGAUGUCAAACACCUUCUAUGAGGCAGCGGGUCAAAACUGGUUCACCCUGGACAGCGUACACAUCCACUACAACUGGACCCAGGAGGCCACGUUCAACGCCAGCGAGGUCUAUGCUCCUGCCACAUCGUCCUACCACUGCCAGCACGUCAGCAGUCUGCACAAAUAUGACACACUGCUGGUGCCCAGCUCCCACACAGACACAUCUGCCAACUGGCACAUCACCUUCACCGAUUUCCAGAUUCAAGCAUUCAACGUGCAGUCGGACAAAUUCGCAUCGGCUAGCGACUGUGCCACUUUCCUGACGCCGGCCAUCCUCAUGGGCUUGGUGACAUCUCUGAUCCUGCUCCUGGUCUUAGCCUACGCCCUACACAUGGUGGUCCACCUCAAGCACAUCGACCGCUACGAGGAGCAUAAGGCCACCGUCUACUUUCCCCGGAGUCCAGAGGCUGAGUUACCGGACAAGAACAGCCUGUGAGGGAAGAGGAAGAGCACAGGAGGACAGAGAGAGGAACAGCAAUGCUGAGGAGGCAGAGAACAAGUCACGGAAAAAGUAUCCUCCACAGAGUACUUCUUAAACAAAAUGCCUGUUCACAUGAAAACCUUGUAAAUCACUUCAGUAAAUGCAGGAUACUUUUUCCUUCUUUCCUCAUUGACCUGCAUCUUGGCAUCCAUGUAUUGAAUAAGUUCUCUGGAUGCUCAAACCUCAACAGAUUCUCUGACAGUUGAUGAUCUAACUGUCAAAGGUUGAGGACAGUCCUGGGGUCCUGAGGGGCAACAGCCGGCAUUUACCCCAGCCAGCUAUUCAACCUUUCAUAGGCUAUUUGUCGCUAAUACAGCUAUCAUCAGAUGCUCCUGUUUAAAUGUAACUAGUACAUGGGUCACAAGUGUCAUACUACAAGCUUCCGUCGCGCAACUUUUCAACUUUCUCUAAAGUAUCCUUUCUCUUACAGCUGCAAGAAAUAUAUACUUCAAACAGUCAGUUUUAGCACUGAAAUAGUCGUAUUAGCUGCAUGCCAUAAAAAAGCUGGUCAAUCUGGGCUAGUGCAGUGUUUCCUGAUCAUCAGACAGUCUUGCAUGAAGUGCAGUUUAAAAUAAUCAACAGAGGCACAAACAGAAGAGGCUUGAAAGGCUUCUGAGUUUCAAAGAAUGGUAAAAUAAGGAAACGCUGGUCUAGCACAUGGCUGGAGUGAACGGCCGAUCAGAGCCUUCAGUGUCUCUCACCCCAUCCUCGAACAAGACUGCUGCUUGGGAUUUAACUGUGAAAUGGCCUUUGACAGACCAGUCAGGCGAGGAAGAGGAGGGUUCUCCAAAAUAGCACAACAUUGGUUAGUAGCAAAAGCACUAACGAGAAGACUUUCAAAGACUAUACGAGAAACAAUGCUGCACCAGACUGAGGGUGACACAGGAGUGCGGCUCUCGGGGUGAGAUGGCUCUCUGAGAGUCAAGUGUUUGGUCAAGGGAAGCCAUGGGUUCUGCGACCACCACACUGAGUGUGACUGCCAAAGCUUGAAAGGUGUUGCCAUAAAAUAUGGCAAGAGUGAGACAAUGUGAAUACGAGAGCUAACCAUUACAGCUAUGUACAAAACACAUACAUGUACAGAAGUGUCACUCUGCGGAGGUCAUUUUUUUCUUUUUUUUUUUAUAUCAACGUAAUCAUGAAAAGCUAUUAGGUACAGGAUGACUAUGCUAAUCCUCAUAACCAAAAGGGUAUACAAGUUGUAGAUACAUAUAGAUCGCUACACAGUCAUAGCUGUUUUCUUCAAAUACUGCACAACUAAGAAGCAUAGUUACAAGCAAGUCAUUGUGCUAUGAGGAUCAGUGCAUAUGUUUUUUUUUCUACAAACAUUUGUCCAUUUGUUUUAAAACUGGGGCCUGACAGUCACGUCCAGUCUCAUCUGAUUCAAAUUUUCUGCCAUAGAGGGACGAUAGUAUGGAAUGCCGUCCAACAACCGGGAAUUCUAGAUGCCAUUAUUAUGCCAGAAGCCACACUAGCAGCAGUAACAGCAUCAGCAAGUCAUUACCACUGAUUUAAAAAAAAAAGUCAGCAUGACAGUAAGUAGAUAUUUUAACAUUUGAUAUGGCAGUUCUGUCAAUCUGUAGCAGUGUCAAAUGUGUUCUUUGGUCAUAAGUGUAUCCUACAAACUAUGAAAUGAGUGCAGGUCGUUUGUCCAAGGACUAACUGAUUGAAGAUUGAACAAUAAAUGAUAUUCAGAGGAAAAUGUGUGCUGUGUUUAUAUGUGGGUGAGCACUGCUGAUAUAUUUAAGUUCAUUCGUUUACGUGCUAUGUUAAAUGUAUCCAAAAUAACAAGGGAAAUGCAUGAUUCAGACAAAUCAUUUUAUGUCAUGUGCUUUAAGACACAGUCACAAAUGUGAAGUUUAUACUUAUUAUUAUUUUAAAUCUAUUAAAGCACUAAUUGUGACAUUGUGGAAACGCGAUGCAAAACAGAGAACUACAGGGAUUGAAAAAGACAUCACUGCAAUUCCAUAGUAUCACCAGCAGAGGUCACCAUCGGACCGAUAGAAGUAGAGUGGUUUUAAAUCGUGACACUGUUUUUCGUAUGGUGAUGACGUUUGCGAAAAAGUCCCAAAAAGAACCAUUUGUUUUAGUUAGUCUGUACCUUGAAAUAAUCAUGAGGUGUUAAACAUAUUGUUAUGCCUACUUAUUUUGCUCAUCUGCUUAUGAACGGUAUGACAUGACAUGGCAUCCUCUUGAUCAGUGGUUCCCAAAGUUUUUAC
Messenger RNA from Dunckerocampus dactyliophorus (ringed pipefish), 3379 nucleotides. RefSeq names its product ATPase H+ transporting accessory protein 1 like b (gene atp6ap1lb). The record is from RefSeq and is a predicted model, not a curated record. Gene Ontology annotation, cellular component: proton-transporting V-type ATPase complex. The transcript is spliced from 7 exons. Lineage: Eukaryota; Metazoa; Chordata; Actinopteri; Syngnathiformes; Syngnathidae. The coding region runs from base 93 to 1118 and encodes 341 amino acids.